AAAUCACCUGUGCCAAGUUUCAUCGAACCUUAACGGAUCGUCACUCGCCUCUUCUGUGGCUUUAAGCUCGGUUCUGAAACGCUUUCGUGCUGCAAAUGGAAAAAAGACCACACCGCUUUAGUGGCCACCCCGUCGCCGGCGUGAACUGGAGGCCAACUUUUCUGGUCGACGAGGUGUCUGACGUGCGCAUGUGCAGCGUUUGCGCAAUCAUUCCCGGGAAGACGCUGAAAUUGCCGUGUUCGCACGUUUUGUGCGAAUACUGCUUUGCAUGCGUCUCCCAGUCUGGCAGUGGGAAGUGCCCCGAAAAUCGCAAGACAUUCACGGCGGCGGAGUGCACACCCAUAAACUUCGCGGCCAAGAAAGCGAACCGCGUAAAAGUGUACUGUUGGAACGAAUCAAUGGGCUGCAAGUUCACGGGACCCCUAGAAGACCUUCUACAGCACUUUGAGAACGACUGCGCCUUCCACGUGCUGUAUUGCGGGACUGGAAAUCACUACCUUCUGCGCAAUGACGCUGUAGAACACAAACUUAACGGGUGCCGCUACCAACGUUCAUGUGUCGAGACGGAGCCCUCAGCCUCGCAAACUACUCCAGUGGCUUCUCCAGACUGCAGCGUCAAUGAGGAACACGAGAAGACGCUUGCAAUAGACGUUCCUCAAGACGCUCAGCUGGCUGCACUUCAGGACCAAAUAACCCAGCUUGCUAAAGAUGUCGCGUACCAUCAAAUUUUAAUAAGAGAACUCAAUGACGGGCAAAGGAAGUCUGCACUUACUGUUAGUAAUGUCGUGACCUCGGUCGUAACCUCGGUGAUAUCUGAAGCUUUUCGAAAACAGAUAAAGGGAGCAAGUUUCAAGGAUGAUAAUGCCGCGAUGUCAGCCCUGUCACCGUCUUCGGAGAAGGCAGUCAUUCUUAGAAAGCUUGAGCAAUACGCCAACGUAACGCUCGGCACUCUGGAAGAGUUACGUCAGAACAUGCGACAAUUCGAUCAUGCUGCAGUUAUUGCUCGUUGUGAGCCCGUGCUUCCUAGUCGCGAUAGGCUUCGUCAUUUGACUAAAGUACAAACAGCUAACUCUCAAGUGGGUGCAGAAAUACCUAGCGUCACCUAUAUUCUGACACUUAAAAAUGCCGACGAACUCUUUUCAAGCGCCACGGAAGACCGUACGUUCGCUGAAGUGACCACGUGGCACAUGCGAGACACCUACUUUGUGGUCACUGUACGAAAGAUUGCUGCUGAAGACGCUAUGCUUUUAGGUUUGGAGAUCGAGUUUAAUGAUUUCCGUGAAGGUUCUCAGUGGUUGCCUUCCUCUCGGUCAGUUACCGUGGUACAUCCAAACGGAAGGAGAUUCGAUAUGCUCGAAGUACAUGACCCGCCUUGUUCAUGUAAGCGCAGUCUUGAUACGCUGCAUCAUGCUCACCUAUCAUUCUUGGCAGAUGUCAGUCGCCUCUCGAAGGGCUUUUGCCAAAACAAGAAGAUGACGAACGAAAUAAAGCUGGCGACAUAAUCGAGUAAACGUGCUAAAGAAUUGUGCUUCAUCAUACUCUAAAAAGUAAUCGUCCGCUGCUUCAUCACAUAUUGAUGUUGCAU
Rhipicephalus microplus (southern cattle tick) is the source of this 1585-nucleotide messenger RNA. RefSeq lists its product as uncharacterized. Gene Ontology annotation, cellular component: cytoplasmic side of plasma membrane; plasma membrane signaling receptor complex. NCBI's taxonomy places the organism in Eukaryota, Metazoa, Arthropoda, Arachnida, Ixodida, Ixodidae. Gene Ontology annotation, molecular function: tumor necrosis factor receptor binding. The record is from RefSeq and is a predicted model, not a curated record. Gene Ontology annotation, biological process: regulation of canonical NF-kappaB signal transduction.